GUUUCUCUGGGACAGUCAGCUACCUGACUUCCGCUCGGUGCUCCGUUGGCUGGAGAACGAUAGUUUUCCCGGAGUUUUGGAUGAAUAAACAACCUUCGAGUGGCCAAUGCGCAGAGGAAAUAUAACCCUGAUGGCUACAGAGACUGGAAGGGAUGAAGACUCCGGGAACAUGAGAGACUGCAUCCACAGCGUGCUGAGAUCAGUACCACGAGGGCUGACCCUGGGUCCUUCUCUGGCCCAAGAUGGACAGCUGGGUCUGUGGUGUGUUGGGCGCGUGCUGGAGAAAGACACCCUGCUAGGUCUGGAGGAACCUGACAGAAUAAUCAGGAAGGAAAAGGCUGAGGUGUUGCAACUUGCAUGCCUUAAUGAGUUCAGAUGUGAAAUCUCAGAUAAAAUCUACUGGAUGAGGUUUGCAUGCAGCACUCAAAAUGAGGAAGAGAGCAAUGUCAGUGUGCUCGAGGUGGAUGGAAAAUUAGGCCUCAGGGUCUGUCGGGACGUUCAGCCAGGAACAGAACUGCUCCUCUGGAAAGAUCAACAAAAAGCCCCUCUUGAAAAAGAAGUACUGCAAGUAAAAGCCUGUGAAAUUAGUAGUACACCAAACAGAGAACAAGAUGAUGCUUUAGAGGCCAUCGCUUUAGAUCACCUCUCAGGCUGUGCAGAUCCUGUUCAGAGUGUCACACAAGAGGUUACAAAGCCUUCAAUCAAGGAGAAAAAUCUUGUGCAGGAGUCUAGAGCCUGUGAUUCCAGUGUCCUGGAGCAGGAUGGGGUGGAUGAGGCACACGGGGACAGUGAAGCUGAUCAGAGCGAGGAGCGUCCUGCUAGAGAAGAGAGUCCAAGCAUUAGUAUGAGUGCAUCACAAGCCCAGAGUUCAUCAGAACAUUUGAACCCAGAAAGAAACCUGAGAGCCAGCUCUCGCCUUGCCGCUAAACCUCGAAAAGUGCACUCGUCAACAAUGCAUAUCUACAAACGACAAGAAUCAAAAAACAGGUCAAGCCUAAGCAGCAAGAAGCAGCUCUCGGAUAACAAAGACAACACAAUGCAGACGUUGAGUACUAAUGAGGAUUCCAAAGCAGAGCAAACUGAGCGGGAUUUUACUCACUUUAUUAUCAGAGAGAGGAAGUACAAAUGCGAGGAGUGUGACAAGAGCUUCUUCCAGCUGUGCCAUCUGAAGAAACACAAAUUCACACAUCAGAAUCAAAAGCCUUACGCGUGCACGGAGUGUGAUAAAUCUUACAGUUCGCAGGAGAGCUUCCAAGCCCACUUACUGAUGCAUCGCGGUCAGAGGCCCUUUCAGUGCCAGCACUGUGACAAAAGCUACGGCUUGAAACGGGACCUCAAGGAGCACCAGGUUCUUCACUCAGGCGAGAAACCGUUCGUCUGUGACAUCUGUGGAAAAGCUUUCGCUCGCCGGCCCUCGCUGCGCGUCCACAGGGAAGUCCACCGGACGAAAGAGCCGGACUACCAGGCUCCCAAAGUUAAGUGUCCAGAGUGCAAUAAAGAACUGGCCAAUUCUGGUUCUUUGAGGAACCACAUGCGUCUACACACCGGAGAACGGCCGUACGUCUGCCAGCACUGCAACAAGAGCUUUCGCCAACGUGGCAAUCUCCUGGGACACAUGCGCAUCCACACAGGAGAGAAACCCUACCAGUGCGACCAUUGCCAGAUGCGCUUUUCCCAAGUGCCUGAACUACGUCGGCAUCUGAUUUCACACACGGGUGAGGUGUAUUUGUGUCCUGUGUGUGGUAAGGCUCUACGGGACCCUCACACACUGCGGGCCCACGAACGGCUGCAUACGGGAGACAGACCCUAUAAAUGCGAACAAUGUGGGAAGGGGUACACGAUGGCAACCAAGCUACGGCGCCACAUGAAGUCUCACCUAGAGGAGAAGCCACAUGUUUGCCAGGUGUGCGGAGCCAAAUACACAAUGAUGCAGAGUCUACAGCGGCAUCUGCAGUCGCACCAACAUCACUCAGACUCUGGUCAUGCGUUACCGACACGAGGUCGACCCAAAAGGUCAGGCCAGAAAGCAGAAGGUGAGCAGGAGAGGACAGACUGCAGUAAUUUGGAGGAGGGACAGGCUGUGGCGUAUGUUCAAGCCUCAGAGGAUUUCACUAUGUUGUCUCACCCAGAAGGUGUCAUUUUGGACUCUGGUGUCUACCACCGUGGCACAAUUGUUUUGGAAAAAGGAGCAGAAAAGGGGCUUGAACGCAUUGAGAUCAGUGAGGAUAUCAUUGAGAUUAUUGUCUCCGAUGACAAUACCAAGUGUAUAGUAGUGCAAGAACAGCCUUCUAAGUCUAUAGAGCUUCAGGAACAUGAAGCUAAUGCUAAAUGCCUAGUUGUGCAGGAAGACGAUGCCAGCAGUGGCUGUAUUGUAGCUCCAGAACAUGUUGCUAAUAAUUGUUUGGUCAUUUUACAAGGUCAGGAUGGUCUAGGUUCAGUGGCAGAGACUAUAGAAAUAGAGACAGGGCUGUGACACUGAAUUUCAUAUAGUUUCUUCAUAUUAUGUCUCACAUGUCUCGAACAACCUUUGUGAAAUAAAUGUAUAAGCUCUGUUGAA
Carassius carassius (crucian carp) is the source of this 2557-nucleotide messenger RNA. Its product is annotated as zinc finger protein 408-like. Bases 107 to 2473 code for a protein of 788 amino acids. The record is from RefSeq and is a predicted model, not a curated record. The transcript has 5 exons. Gene Ontology annotation, cellular component: nucleus. NCBI's taxonomy places the organism in Eukaryota, Metazoa, Chordata, Actinopteri, Cypriniformes, Cyprinidae.